AUGGAAGAUGCAGCCCGCCUGAGAGUCCAGUAUUUACUGGCAAUGGCUCAGAAUGAAGUACUCCAGCAGCUGAACCUACACCAAUUUAUUAGAGGCCGCUUCAGAUGGAGACGAGGUUUCAGACGGCGUCGUAUCUGGAGAAGGACAUGGCUGAACCCUGCCAGAAGAAGGGCCUUUAGCAUCUUUGACCAGCUGUUGGUUGAGCUCCGAAGAGAAGAUUCGUCGACUUUCAGGAAAUUUCUCUACAUGCCCCCUGCACUCUACGAUGAAAUCCUGGAGAGGGUCAGAGGAAGAAUCUGGAGGCAGCACACCUGGUUCAGGGAGCCGCUGAACGAAGGUCUCAAGUUGGCAGCUACUCUCCGUCAUCUUGUGUCUGGCACCAUGUACUCUGACAUGCAGUAUGGUUGGAGAGUACCUGGAAACACCCUAUCUGUAGUGGUCAGAGAAGUGUGUCAGGCCAUAUGUGAAGAGUAUGCAGAUGAAGUCAUGACAGCCCCUUCAACCCCUGAUGGAUGGCGACAACUUUCUGAUGGAUUCUACUGGCGUUGGAAUUUUCCCCACUGCUUGGCUGCUAUUGAUGGAAAGCAUGUGGCCAUCAGAAAGCCUCCUCUCUCUGGCUCGUUAUAUUACAACUACAAGGGCUUCUUCAGUAUCAUCCUGCUGGCUAUAGUGGACAGUGACUACAAAUUUGUCUGGUGCGAUGUUGGUGGCUAUGGGUCAAGUGGUGAUGCUCAGAUCUACAACAACUCGGAGUUCAAGGAGUUGGUGGAGGAUGGAUCGGUCAACUUUCCAAACCCAGACCCUCUUCCCCAUGACAAUGUGGACAUGCCAUAUUUCCUGGUGGGGGACGAUGCCUUCAGCCUGGCCAAGAACAUGAUGAAACCCUAUGGUCAGAGGGAUCUAUCCAGGGAGCAGAGGAUCCUGAACUACAGACUGUCCAGGGCUCGUCUUGUCUCUGAGAAUGCAUUUGGAAUUAUUAGCAACAGAUUCCAGAUCUUAGCCUCCAAGAUGAACCACUUGCCAUCAACAGCCCGACUCAUAGUCAAGACUUGUUGUAUCCUGCACAACUUGAUGAGGAUGCAUUACCCAGUAAUGAAUAAUGCCCUGAUUGAACAUGAUGAGAUACGAGGCAACCCGGUCCCUGGAGCACGGAGGAGAGGCCGCAAUCUUCAUGACACCGUCAUUGUCACGGGCAACAACAAUCAGAACAAGGACGGUAAGAAGAUCAGGAACCUACUGAAGCACUGGUGCAAUUCUGAAGUAGGAAGUGUUCCAUGGCAGGAUAGAAUGGUCCCCUGA
Messenger RNA from Ostrea edulis (European flat oyster), 1299 nucleotides. RefSeq lists its product as uncharacterized. Bases 1 to 1299 code for a protein of 432 amino acids. The transcript has 2 exons. The record is from RefSeq and is a predicted model, not a curated record. NCBI's taxonomy places the organism in Eukaryota, Metazoa, Mollusca, Bivalvia, Ostreida, Ostreidae.